Molecule: messenger RNA, 4824 nt
Organism: Lytechinus variegatus (green sea urchin)
Lineage: Eukaryota; Metazoa; Echinodermata; Echinoidea; Temnopleuroida; Toxopneustidae
Product: leucine zipper putative tumor suppressor 2-like
Exons: 6
Coding region: 993-3704 (903 amino acids)
Source: RefSeq, a predicted model, not a curated record
CGCUAUAUGAAAGCGGAAUAUAAUUAAUUAGUUUAUUAGCAAAUUCAAUACUACAUAUUUAUGUGGAAAUAAGAACUAUUGAAUUCACUGAUUUAAGCAUUUUUUAAGGGGGGGGGGGGGGUUGAUAAGCUGUCCAGAGUUAAUGAUUGCAGAAUAUUCUUUCGAAGUUUAGGACAAUCUUAUUAUCAGAUGAUGGAAAAAAGAGCUUGAGUAAACCCGCAAGAACAUAAGGGACCAUUAUCUCAAGGUACUUCUUUUCUUUCUUGAGGAACAGUUAGUUGACACAUAUACAUCUCAAUUAUUAAAAGCUCAAAGUACAAAUUACACUUAACCAAGGUUGAAAAGAACAAGACAUCUUACAGGACACUUUAGAAAAGCUAAGCCAUCCCUUUUGUAAUAGGUCCGUGCAUUUGACAGAGUUCCAGGCCUCUUUUGUUCAUCCUGAGAAGAGCCCUUGUGAGUCAUUGAGUCAUUAAAGGUGUCCAUCAUCCAUAACCCCCACCCCUCAUACCUCUUGUUACCCGCCCAUUCAGCGAUCAGAAUCGCGGUAUUAUGAGGGGGUCAAAAUCGCUCCUGACUAGAUGCUAAAUAAGUCUGUCUUGGGGUGAAAAGGACCUGUUAUUGGCUGCCGAAAGCUCUGUUUGUUUGAUGGGCUGACUGGUGUUCAGUACGAAACUUGUGAAUUCCUGCAGUUACUCCUGUGUAUACUGUAGGCCUACCUGUUGUUUCUUUUUGUGAGAGGCGACUGGUAUUGUUCAUUUGUUGGAAUAAUUGGAGUUUUAGUAUGGAAAAAACACAUGCAUGAUACUAUACUCCUCGCUAUACAUGUAGAUUGAGGCUAAGGUGUGGAGACAAAGAGGAAAUUGUUUUGUCAAAGAUAAAUUUUGGAUUUACUUUUUGAACAGUGGCCUCUCCAGGGUUGAUCGUCAGAGUUUACAAGGAAUGCAUUAUAUCUAGACACCAUUGAUCGAUGGCUGAGUUGAGUGUUGAGUAUGGCAGCGUGUGAUAUGGUCACAUCUUCCUCUUCCACAUCGUACGGACUUCAUCAAGCCUCUCUGAUUCACAUCCCACCAUCAUCGGCCGACCAAUCACCUACCACCGUCCUCAGCAAUGGCACCAUGGGUAGCACCAGCAGUCUACUGGCAGACAGUGGUUACCGUGGCUACAGCGACACCACCACAAACAGCAACAGUUCUGUCUUUGAGGAGCCCCCUGCCCCCAACGACGACACCGAGUCGAUAGGUCCCCCAAAGCUCACUCCAAUUAGUGGAAAGCUUGAAAAGACCAAAGAAAAAAAGCUGAUCAAACCCAUCGCUGUCAGGUUUGCAUCUCCAAACACUUCUCCCACAGACACAUACAAACAGAUCUCUCCUCAGUCUCCCUCGUUAUCGGAUACCAUGGCAACGUACUCGCAUCCUCCUGAUAUCCUGAUGACCAACAAUAACCAUGGUUUCUCUGCCGGGAAGCACUUUGGCAAACCACCCACCAAGGCCAUGUCUCUACAGGACAUCACUCCGAUGCAGCAGACGUAUAGAACAAACGGGCACCAAAGCAACCAUAGUUCCAACGGCCACCACCAGUCCACGCUCCCCCACAAGGGUGAUGCCUCCCAACGCUCUGCUCUGCACCAGAAACUCCAGCAGGCGCAGUCUCUGAAUUUCAUCAACCGCGGUGGUGGCUGGGCGAACAUCCAUCAGAGUGGAACCGUCCCCGGGAAGAUCGGCAAUGGAGGGCGUCACCGCAGCCAUAGCCAGUCCAUGUACCCUGGAGAUGGACAGCGCCCCCUAGUGGCCUCGCAUGGGCAGGACACUAAGCAACAUAGCCAUCCUAACCUGACAUCGCCAAGGAACUACGGGGAAGACCAUGUCUAUGCUCCAGUCUCGGUUUCAUCGGUACCUGAGGAAUCAGAUUUGGCAGAAGAGAAUAGGAUCCUAAGGAAUAAAGUUCAGAACAAGCAUGAUCAGGACAUGAAGCACCAGCUUGUGACGAUGCGGGACACGAUGGAGGUCAACGAGCAGACCAUCUUCCAGGUCCAGGAUGAGAAACGGCGGGACUACGAGGGCCGCAUCAACCGUCUCCAGACCCAGCUCCAGCAGGAGAAGGAUUCCUCUCUCUCACAGCAGAGAUCCCAACAGCAAGAGAUUUACAGACUAGAGCAGGAUAGGAAACAGUUGAAGCUGAGGCUUGAGGACCUACAGAAAGAACUUUCAAGACUCAAAGACAAUGGCAAGAAGGUGGAGGAACAACAAUCAGUAUUAGCUGAAAGCCAGCAAGAAAUCACAAACAAACGAUACGAGAUCAAGCGUCUCGAGGAAAGCGUGAAGCGAUCUAAAGACGAACUGCAAUACGAAAAGGAGAAUGUGAAGCGAUUGCAAAUCGAGUUGGACAAAGCGAGGUUGCAAGUGACUAAAAGGACCAGUGGUGGCCAGCAGCAUUUGUUGAGUAAGAAGGAAUCAGAGUUGUUACAGGUGAAGGCUGAUGCCAAAAAGACAAUGGACCAAAGGGACAGCUUGAUGCUGAGGGUAAAGAACCAGGGUGAUGAGAUUGAUAGAUUGGGGGCGCUUGUCAAGACAAAAGAACAAGAACUGGCCCAGGAAAGAUGUGAAGUGGCAUACUUGAAAGAGGUCAAUGAAAGAAUGACCAGUGCGCUGAAAGAGAAGGAAGAGAAAGUUGAAAAGACAAAAGGAAGCGUGGAGGGUAGUUCUCAUAAUUCGAAAAAGAUUGAUGUAGUUGAACUUGAGCUUGGUAGGACAGUGGAAAAAUUACAGCAGCUGCAGACUGAGAAAGACAUGGAGUCUGCUCGGUUGCAGAAGAGAAUCGCAGAGAAAGAUGCUGAUAUUAAGAGACUUCAAGGAAGAUUACGAGAGCGUGGAAAGGGGAACGAGCGUAAUGGUGUUGAUAAUAAGACAAAUCCUACCCAGAGACGUCUUGAACAGGAUAGAUUAGAACUGCAAGCAAAGUUAGUGAAGCGAGAGCAAGAGCUCAAGCAAGCGAGGCAACAGGUAUUGACGCUUCAAACACAAGAGCGUAACUCGGGUCCAGCACUGUCAAACUCUAUACUUCAGAAGAAGGAAGCAGAGUUGAAAGCAUGUCAGGAGAAACUCCACCAACGGCACGCAGAAAUCACCUACAUCAGGGAAAAACUUGGUGAACGAGAUGCAGAAAUGACUGCCUUGAAAGUGAAACUUGACAGGGUACAUAGACAACACCCUGAGAAUGGUCGAAGGUCAGGCUCUUUAGACAGGGAACUGUCUGGAACACGAGCAGCAAAACAGCAGCUUGAAUCGCAUGUAAAAUCCCUCCAGGAAGAGAACGCUCGUCUCAAGGAAAAACUUAGUCGGGUGGCUGUAGGGGUGAGGACACUCUCUGAAAGCCAUUUGAACCUUGCAAAACUAUCCAUGGUACCCUCGGUUCCAGACAAACCAAAGUUUGAGCGUACGGAUCCCAAGGCUGUUGGUCAGCUCCAAAAGGAGGUUGCCAGUUUAAAGCAGGAGAUAUCACGUUUGAAUGAAGACAAGGAGAAGCAAACGGCAGAGUUUCGCCAAGAGCACGGUAUCUGGCAGGAGGAGAAACAUCGGGUCAUCGCCUACCAGAAGCAGCUGCAGCUCAACUAUGUGCAGAUGUGCCAGAAAAAUAAAAAGCUGGAACAAGAAGUCCAACAACUGACCAAAGAACUUGACAAUGAGGAAGUCAUACAGUGUUAGUGAUGAUCUUCUUAUGCUUUAAAGGGUCAGUUUGUAUGCAGUCCAUUCCAUGCAUUCAGCUAGAUGUUUUGGUGAUUGUUGGAAGAAUGUAUCUCUGAGUCUUCUCAUUUCCAAGAGUAUCAGUGAGGUAAAGAUAUUCCUGCUCAGAAACAAAAACAGAUGUAAUGGUUCUCAAAAUCUCCAAUACAAGAGUCGCUCAUGAUUGCCUAGAGGAUUCAAUUUAACAAUGUUUACAGGAAAGAGGUCUUGAGUAGCAGCAUAGUUUAAUAAGGAAGAGUAAUGUUCAAGUGUUUUUUUAUAUUAAUGAAGCAGUAAUAUACACUGCAGAUCAGCUAUGGUAGGGUGAAUGACCCACUUGGAUAGGAACUGGGCAACAGGUUCGGAUAGACAUAUUUUAUUCUAAAAAUAAGACCAUGAUAGCUAUCCACUGCCAAGAAUGAGAUUACGCCUCUGGAUCUAUAACAGAAUUAUAGUGGAUUUGGCUUUAAAAGUUAUAGUCACUGCCACAUAUUACACACAUUGUUUUACCUGGAAGUUUACCAGAGGAUUUAUUAACAGAUGUGCAUAAAUUAUAACACAGCAAAUUGCAAAAGAAAUGUAAGAUACAAGUAAUUAUAUUUUCUGCAAUUAACUUUUUUACUGUAAUUUUGAAAGUAAACUUUGAAAGUUAGUCAAAUAAAAAUUAUAAACAAUUAUACUCUCUGACUUCACCUAAUAUUCCAAAUGUAUAAUACUAAUUUUUGCAUUGAAAUUAAUUUAAUGUGUGUAAUUCCGGUUUGAAUAUUACUCUGUUUAUAGCUAUUGAUAACCACAAACAGCAUUCCGUUCACUCUUUUCAAAAGAGAUCAAUGUUUGUUUUUUUUAAAUAGGGAUGUCAAACAUAACAAAAUUGAUUUUAACAAUUAUUGGGACGUGAUAAUUGCAUUAAUAAUCAUCACAUCCAAUUUCUACUACUUUCUCAUUUUUAUUGUGAUUGUGUAUGGAUUUCUGCAAGUGAAAUAUGUGUAGAUUUAUGCAAGUUUUGGGUAAUAAGUCUUCAUAAAUUUUAUGGUUAAAAAAUGUAAACAUACAACUCAACAUUUCAACUGCAAAAGUGUAUUUAUGAUUGUGAACUCUGAUA